Messenger RNA from Coccomyxa subellipsoidea C-169, 763 nucleotides. RefSeq lists its product as hypothetical. The record is from RefSeq and is a predicted model, not a curated record. The coding region runs from base 110 to 547 and encodes 145 amino acids. Gene Ontology annotation, molecular function: deNEDDylase activity. NCBI's taxonomy places the organism in Eukaryota, Viridiplantae, Chlorophyta, Trebouxiophyceae, Coccomyxaceae. The transcript is spliced from 2 exons.
GAUCCGGUUCCAGUUGAGCAUCCAAUUGUCAAUUUAAAGACAAGCUUAAAGACUGCCGAAACCGGUUUUGCAGUUUCUGUGAUAAGGGAAAUGAGAAGCUAGCCAUCACAUGGCAAAAGAGCCCAAAAUUCUUGAUUAUCAUGACAUCCUUCUAUACAGAAGCGAUGUCGAUCUCCUAAAGGGUGAAUUCUGGUUGAAUGAUCAGAUCGUCUCCUUCUUCUUUGAGUAUCUCCAGAAGGAAAAAUAUGAACAUCAUCACGAGCUAUUCUUCUUUGGAGGAUCCUUAACCUAUCUCCUGCUGCAUGGAAGUAUGAUUCAAGCCUGCGGGUCCAGAAUCAAUAGACAGCAGUGGAGACCAAAGCUAUUUGCAAUGAAAUCACGGUGUCCAUCAUGUGCUGUGCCCAUGUGCAGAUGCCAUGGACAUGGAAGCUGUGCUGGCACCCAUGAAGGUACAUCCUGCAAUACCUGCUCCUUGGGCAGAGACGAGCCAUUUUACAGGGUUUUGACAAUGUCUCUGUUGCUUGCCAGCUGGAUGAGAGGGAGCUGAUACUCUUUGCUUGCAAUGACAACCCCGACCCCUCACAAUCCAGCGGAGGCAGCCACUGGUGUGUAACCUUGGCAAAGCAUGCAACUCUGUCAUGGUUAUGCAGUACCAUUAAGAAGCCACCCUAAGGUAAAGGUGUUACCGGUAUGGGAUAUUCUCAUUAUGUGCAUUCUGCAACUCAAAGGAGCCUGCUAGUCUUCACAAAGCAUGACUCCACAU